AUGUCUGCAUCUUCAGGAAUGAUCGACCCCGCAAUCUUCGAGGACCUGCAGACGAAGGUCGACGAGGAUACGGCCGUUCGCGACGAGCUCAAGGAUAUCAUCCAGGCGCUGGAAAAGCAGAACCGCAAUAUCUCUUUCGUGCUUUCAAGGGCGCACUCGACACCUUAUGCGGACCUUCCCAGCGUGCUCAAAGCCUCCGAGGAGCACAUCCGGAAUGCCAUUGAGACUGUCUCGAAGCUCGCGCAGGCCGCAUCGAAGCAGCCGUACUACAAGUUCAACGGCAUGUGGUCCCGACAGGUGCAGGAUGCACUACAAGGCAUACUCUUCUGGGCCUGGCUUGGCGGCAAAGAUUACAGUGGUAGCGAGGCAAAGUGCGGACGCCUGCUGACACUUGAGGAGCUCGGCGAAGUGCUAAAGGUGCCUACCAACUUGAAGGACAAAGACGAGUUCCACAUCACCAUCGAGGAAUACCUCAUCGCCCUGACUUCACUUGUCGAGGAGCUGACUCGCCUUGCACGCAAUGCCGUUACACUCGGCGACUACGAGCGCCCGCUUCUCAUCAAUCAGUUUGUCAAGGAUGUGUUUGCAGGCUUCCAGAUUCUCAACCUGAAGAACGACAUCCUGAGGAGGAAGAGCGACGGGCUCAAGUAUAGGGUCAAGGAUGUGGAGGAUGUGGUCUACGACUUAUCGCUGAGGAACCUGGUCCCGAAGAAGGGCGUCAAGGAGAAGCAGUAG
Molecule: messenger RNA, 735 nt
Organism: Paraphaeosphaeria sporulosa
Lineage: Eukaryota; Fungi; Ascomycota; Dothideomycetes; Pleosporales; Didymosphaeriaceae
Product: Translin
Exons: 7
Coding region: 1-735 (244 amino acids)
Biological process (GO): RNA metabolic process
Cellular component (GO): cytoplasm; nucleus
Molecular function (GO): sequence-specific DNA binding; RNA binding; single-stranded DNA binding
Source: RefSeq, a predicted model, not a curated record